GUCGUUCCGUUGUCAGCUGCCGCGUCGCCGUGGAAAUAUUAAAUUAAAAUUUGAAUAAAUGUUUAAGUGAAUUGUGAACUGCAAAUAAGGCCACAGAACUUGGCUGAUCCUGCCAUUGGAAACUCGCCGUUGAAGAUCAGGAGCUUGCAUCGGAAAAUAACGUCCGGAUAUUCCAGUUGGAUUUAUUGUGAAAUAAAAAUAUAUCAAUGAGCACCUCAGACAAUGACGGCUCAAGAACCCUUUAAAUCGACACUGUCGAUUAUCCUUGCGGUUUGCUGCUGGUCAUCGUCAGUCGCCAACGCAUAUCGGAACGUGCAACCGGAAGAGAACAGUUUCAGACGUGACAGCGUCGAGGCUAUUCCGGCUCGAAGUUAUGAGAAAACGGCCGCCUACACGCAGCAAGAUGUGUUUGGCACCAAAUCGCUACCGCUGCGCAGCGCCGUGGAAAGUACACCGGUGAAUUUAGUUGACGACCGAGUUCCGCUUCGAGAUGCUGUCGAAUUCCGUAUCCUUGAUAUGGAUAAUGCCAUUGAAGAAGUCAUAAGCGAUGUCAAGUCCGUGAUUUCUUCGGAAAAGCAGAGAGUUGAAUCAGGUGAAAACUUCGAUCAUCGUUCACCAGCCAAGCCAAUGCAUCACGACAAAUAUGCGGCUUACACCUUCCCGAUGCAAUAUGAUUCUAAAAAUCCGCAACCAUUUAGAUUCGGAUCUCCUUACCAGCAGUUGGUUGAUGCUAGUGCGAUUAGACAACCACCAGCUUUUAUGUACUACAAUCAGCCACAAAAGUUGUCUAAUUUCAAGCAAAGUAAUAGCGACUACAAAGUGAUUUGUCACAUGACUAAUUGGGCUUUCUACAGGAAGGAUGAUGCUCAGUUUGUCCCGGAGCAAAUCGAUAAUCGAUUGUGCACCCACAUUAUUUAUUCAUUCGCAUCUUUGGACCCCGCUAGCUUUCAAAUGAAAGAGUUUGAUCCUUGGGCCGAUAUUGAUAACAAUUUAUAUUCACGAACGGUGGCUGCUGGCGGUUCACAGGUUCCGGUUUUGUUGGGCAUUGGAGGAUGGACGGAUUCGGUUGGUGAUAAAUAUUCGACUAUGAUAGGCUCAUCCCAGAAGCGUCAAAAUUUCAUAAGUAAUGCUGCUAGUUUCUUAAGAUCGUACGGAUUUUCUGGUUUACAUUUCGAUUGGAACUACCCUGUGUGUUGGCAAAGCGACUGUUCGAAGGGACCUUCCAGUGAUAGGCCCAAUCUCACAAAACUAAUAAUGGAGAUGAGACGAGAGUUCGAUAAACACGGAUUGCUCGUUAGUAUGAGUAUUUCUGGCUAUAAAGAAGUGAUCAGUGAGGCAUACGAAGUAGCCCAAUUGUCCAAAAUAGUCGAUUUCAUGACUAUUAUGACUUAUGAUUACCAUGGCUCAUGGGAACCUGAAACAGGUCACGUGAGCCCACUCUAUGGAAUGACUGGUGAGAAAUAUCCACAAUACAAUGUUGAUUAUGCCAUGCAGCUGCUGGUGAAAAUGGGAGCUCAAAAAAAUAAGUUGAUCAUGGGAAUGCCUCUUUAUGGACAGUCCUUUACACUAACUCGCAGUAGGAAUGGAAAUGAUAUUGCAGGGGUUGGAAGCCCUGCCUCAGGUCCUGGUUACGCCGGUGAAGAUACUAGACAACCUGGGAUGUUGGCUUACUAUGAAAUAUGCCGAAGAGUGCGCAAACAAAAUUGGAAAGUUGGUCGUGACUCGUCACAACGUUUUCCGUAUGCCACUUGGAAGGAUCAAUGGGUUGGUUAUGAUGAUCCUGUUUCUGCAGCAUUCAAAGGGCAGUAUGUGAUGAAAAACGGCUUUGGAGGCAUAGCAGCAUGGACAAUUGAUUUGGACGAUUUCCAAAAUAUGUGCUGCGAAGAAAGAUACCCGGUAUUGAGCGCUAUUAAUCGUGCUUUAGGGCGACUCAAGACUCCUCAACCGAACAAUGUAGAUUGUACUCGACCAUCUAAACCAGUUACACCACCUCCAGCUGAAAUGACUACUCCUGUAGACAAUGGAGGAUGGGGUGGUGCUACCUCACAAUCCACGUCUUGGCCAUCAUGGCAAGAACCAACCACUACUAGAAGUACAACUACAAGCACAAGUACCACUACUACAACUACAACUGAACCAACAACGACGACAACCCGCCGAACAACGAGAAGAACGACCACUACGCCAAGGCCAACCACAACAACAACAUCUACAACAACCACUUCCGCACCUCCAACAACUACAGUCGGCACAACUAUUCCAGUUCCAGGACUCGUACAACCAGAACUGAUGGAGGGAGAACCUUGCGAACCUCACCAAUACAAAGCACAUCCAACCAGCUGUAAUUCAUACUAUCGUUGUGUGUACGGCGAGUUCAAGCAGCAGUAUUGCGCAGGAGGACUUCAUUGGAACGAUGCCGCAAAGCUUUGCGAUUGGCCAGCAUCAGCUAGGUGCACCAGAGAAUCAGAUGCUCCACCAACAUUCGAGGCUACUACAACCCAAGCUACCACAACAACUCGUCGUAGGAGAACAACUACUACUACUACUACAACGUCAACAGCACGACCAACCCGAUGGACAAGUGCCCGCCCUACCCAAUCGGCAAGCUAUCCUCGGCCUUCUAAAAAACCAGUCACGACAACCAAAAAACCGUUGCAAAGACCCACAGAAAAAUGUGUCAAUGGACAAUACUACCCGCAUAAGAGCUGCGACAGCUUCUACAUUUGCGUCAACGAAAAGAAGAUCGCUCAACAAUGCGGGCCGGGUUUGUUCUGGAGUCAGGAAGAGAAAAGCUGUGAUUGGGAAGAUAACGUAAACUGUGUAAGCAGAUCCCAAUACUACAAGCUCUUGGUAAAAUAUACGAAGAGCUCACCAUUCAAAGUUCUUUCGGAGAGUGAUCCUUGCGAUGGUCAUACCUACGUUGCCUACCCGGGUAACUGCAAUCAGUACUUGUAUUGUAACUGGGAUCGACUGGAAGUUGGCAGCUGUGCUGAAGGACUCCACUGGAAUCAGGACCGUAUGAUCUGUGACUGGCCAGCGAAUGCGAAGUGCCGACAGAAUACUCCUACUGAGGAUGUUGAUGGUGCAGAAGAAGGAGAUAUCGACGAGAUUGAUCAAAACAUAGACAGCCCUUCGAGUAGACCUACUACUUCGAGAACCACUACGACUACUACAACUACUACUGAAAUGCCCAUGUUGGAACCUCUAUCGGGAUACUACAAAAUGGUAUGCUAUUUCACUAAUUGGGCAUGGUAUAGGAAGGGUUACGGUAAAUAUACCCCGGAUCAUAUAAGGACGGACCUUUGUACACAUAUCGUGUAUGGGUUCGCAGUGCUUGAUUAUUCGUCUCUAACCAUUAAAACGCAUGAUUCAUGGGCAGACAUUGACAAUAAGUUCUACAGUCGAGUAGUGGCUGCCAAAGAAAAGGGCGUUAAGGUGACAUUGGCCAUAGGAGGUUGGAACGACUCAAUGGGCGAUAAGUACAGCCGCUUGGUAAGAAGUGCGGCCGCUCGUGCUCGUUUCAUAGAGCAUGUUGUUGAGUUCUUGGAAAAAUACGGAUUCGAUGGGUUGGAUUUGGAUUGGGAAUAUCCAGUUUGCUGGCAAGUGGACUGUAAAAAAGGAUUUGCGGAUGAGAAAGAAGGCUUCGCUAGUUUCGUGAAAGAACUAUCCGCAGCUUUUAAGCCGAGAGGCUGGUUGUUGUCUGCUGCAGUUUCACCUAGUAAAACUGUCAUCGAUGCUGGUUAUGACGUGCCAACUUUGGCACAAUACUUCGAUUGGAUUGCAGUUAUGACCUACGAUUUCCAUGGUCAGUGGGAUAAAAAGACUGGUCAUGUUGCACCACUUUACUACCACCCUGAGGAUGAAAUAGAUUUUUUCAAUGCGAACUAUUCAAUAAACUACUGGAUGGAAUUGGGUGCACCUUCAAGAAAAUUGGUCAUGGGAAUGCCGCUCUAUGGUCAAUCGUUCAUGCUCGCCGACGUCAAAAAUAAUGGACUGAAUGCCAAGGCACCUGGAGCUGGACAAGCCGGAGAAUAUACCCGUGCAGCAGGAUUUUUGGCUUAUUAUGAGAUAUGCGAUCGAAUUCAGAACAAAGAAUGGACGGUGGUGCACGAUGAGCUAAAGCGCAUGGGACCAUACGCUUACAAAGGCAACCAGUGGGUAUCGUACGACGAUAAGGAAACGCUUCUUCGGAAAGUUCAGUUCAUCAGAGCGAUGAAUCUAGGCGGCGGUAUGAUUUGGGCUUUGGAUUUGGAUGAUUUUAAAAAUCGAUGCGGUCAAGGGCAUCAUCCGCUCUUGACGGCCAUUCGUGAAGGUUUGAGAGAUGCUCCAAGUGGAGCUGAAACAACCCCAUCGAUUGUUGAAGUGCCUAGUAAAGAAGAAGCCAAGCCAGAACCUGUGAAAACAAGUGUUGUUCCGCCUGGAACAACAUCUACUGUCUUAUCUAAUGGACAACAAUACGUAUCAUCAAACGACGAUCAGGACGAAAAUUCUAUCGAAAAUGACUACGAUUAUAAGGUAGUUUGUUACUUCACUAAUUGGGCGUGGUACCGUCAGGGUAAUGGAAAAUACCUUCCCGAAGAUAUCGAUCCAGAACUAUGUACCCACAUUGUGUACGGAUUUGCGGUAUUGGACAGGGAUAAUUUGGUGAUUAAGCCUCAUGAUUCGUGGGCAGACAUCGACAACCGGUUCUACGAGCGUGUAGUGGAACUUAAACGGAAAGGAAAGAAAGUAACUGUUGCAAUCGGCGGUUGGAAUGAUUCUGCAGGAGACAAGUAUAGCAGAUUGGUAAGAAACGCUGCUGCAAGAAGUAAAUUCAUAGCCGAUGUUAUUGAGUUUAUCGAAAAAUGGGGCUUUGAUGGGCUUGACUUGGACUGGGAAUAUCCCGUUUGCUGGCAAGUUGAUUGUACCAAGGGCUUCCCCGAUGAAAAAGAAGGUUUCGCUAGUUUGGUUAUAGAACUUUCAGAAAAAUUCAAACCAAAAGGAUUGUUGUUAUCGUCGGCUGUUUCACCUAGUAAAAAGGUUAUUGAUGAAGGAUACGACGUAGUUUCCCUUUCAAAUUACAUGGACUGGAUUGCAGUGAUGGCUUAUGACUAUCACGGUCAGUGGGACAAGAAAACUGGACAUGUUGCGCCGAUGUAUGAGCAUCCUGAUGAUUUCGAUAAAACUUUCAAUGCCAACUUCACAGUGCAUUAUUGGAUUGAGCAAGGAGCUGAUCCCCGGAAGCUUGUUAUGGGAAUGCCAAUGUAUGGACAAUCGUUUUCUUUAGCAGAUAAUAAUGAUCAUGACCUUAACGCUAAAACCUAUGGAGGAGGUGAAGCAGGGGAAUCUACUAGGGCUCGCGGGUUCCUCUCGUAUUAUGAGAUAUGCAUGAAUAUCAGAAACAAACAAUGGACAGUAGUGCGAGACCGGAAGGGUCGGAUGGGACCGUACGCGUAUAAGGGAGACCAGUGGGUUUCAUUUGAUGAUCAGUUCAUGAUUCGUCACAAGAGUGAAUACGUUAAAGCCAUGGGCCUUGGUGGUGCUAUGAUAUGGGCUUUGGAUUUGGACGAUUUCCGAAACCUCUGCGAAUGCGAGGAAUAUCCUCUUCUUAGAACCAUUAAUAGGGUGCUACGAAACUAUCCUGGUCCCGGACCCAAAUGUAUUUUGAAGUCCGAUCCUGAACGUGAUGAACAGCGACCGACCAGCACGACUACAAGACGACCUACAGAAACGACUGAAAGACCCACUACGACUAUGCAUAAACGUACAACUAAAGCUACAAAAAGAACAACUACGACAACUCCACGCCCAGCCUAUACAGAACCACCUACUUAUCAAGAAGUUAUCGACAAUACAGAAGAGAAAAAAAGUUGCACUGAUGGACGCCUUUUCAUACCCCACAAGUCUGAUUGUAACAAAUACUAUAUUUGUCAGUAUGGAAAACUUUACGAACAAAGAUGCCCAGCUGGUUUAUACUGGAGCGGAGACCAUUGCGAUUGGCCUCAAAACGUUAACUGCCAAAAUAAGCAAUCGGAUACUCCAACCAGUACGAAGCGACCUGCUCAUGCAACUACACGUCCUACAACAACCCAAUCACCCCCAGCGUCUUCCACAUCUAUGGUUUGGUGGUCUCCGGACCCGACUACUACAACAACUAGAAAACCUGCGCGUCCUGUAAUCAAGGAUCCCGAAGUCGAACUUACAGGAAGUAAUGAAUACAAAGUCGUUUGUUACUUCACAAAUUGGGCGUGGUAUCGCCAAGGUGAUGGAAAAUACACGCCCGAUGAUAUAGAUGACAACUUGUGCACCCAUAUUGUAUACGGAUUCGCCGUUCUAGAUCGGGAAAGUUUAACUAUCAAAACUCAUGACUCUUGGGCGGACAUCGACAACCGGUUUUAUGAGCGAGUAGUUGAGCACAAACGGAAAGGAACGAAGGUUACGCUCGCUUUGGGUGGCUGGAAUGACUCAUUGGGAGAUAAGUACAGCAAUUUAGUGCGUAGUCCAUCGGCACGUGCUAGAUUCAUCAAACAUGCCGUUGAGUUCAUUGAAAAAUAUGAUUUCGAUGGGCUUGAUCUGGAUUGGGAAUAUCCGGUGUGUUGGCAAGUGGACUGUAAGAAAGGUUUCCCUGAUGAGAAGGAAGGUUUUGCAAACUUGGUCAAAGAGUUAGCAGUUGAAUUCCGUCCAAGAAAGUGGUUGCUAUCUGCGGCUGUGUCGCCUAGUAAAAUGGUAAUUGAUGCUGGGUAUGAUGUUCCGGUUUUGGCAGAAUAUUUCGAUUGGAUUGCAGUUAUGACCUACGAUUUCCACGGAAACUGGGACAAGCAAACGGGGCACGUUGCUCCUCUCUACUACUACCCUGGUGACACAUACGAUUAUUUCAAUGCUAAUUUCUCCAUCAACUACUGGAUUGAAAAGGGCGCUCCGCCUCAAAAAUUGGUAAUGGGAAUGCCAUGUUACGGACAAUCUUUCGCCUUGGCGGACAACAAUAAGAAUGGGUUGAAUGAAAAAUCAUACGGCCCAGGUGAGGCAGGCGAAUUCACAAGAGCGGGUGGUUUCUUGGCUUACUACGAAAUUUGUGAGAAGGUGAACCGUCACGGAUGGACUGUGACUCGUGAUCCGGAGGGACGUAUAGGACCAUACGCUCACCGUGGAGGACAAUGGGUUUCGUAUGACGAUGUCGACGAAAUCAGAAGAAAAACUCAGUAUCUGAAGCAGAUGAAGCUGGGAGGUGGUAUGAUCUGGGCGCUGGAUUUGGACGAUUUUAGAGGUCGUUGUGGAUGUGGGAAGCAUCCGUUACUGAGAACCAUGAACCAGGAGCUUGGAAGGAUAAGCACGAAUAGGCAGGAAAAUUGUACUUAAGCAAUAAGUAACAGUGGUAGGCAUUUGUAAUAUGUAAUUCCGUAGAAGGCGGAAACGAACUGAUAAUAAUAAAAACAUGAUCUUAUCUA
Molecule: messenger RNA, 7424 nt
Organism: Uranotaenia lowii
Lineage: Eukaryota; Metazoa; Arthropoda; Insecta; Diptera; Culicidae
Product: probable chitinase 10
Exons: 10
Coding region: 223-7335 (2370 amino acids)
Biological process (GO): chitin catabolic process; carbohydrate metabolic process
Cellular component (GO): extracellular region
Molecular function (GO): chitin binding; chitinase activity
Source: RefSeq, a predicted model, not a curated record